UAGGAAGCGAAGGGAAAGAUGGUGGGAGUGGGCGGGUGGUCAGCGUGACGUGCCGUCCUGUCGCCUCUCUAACCUGGGACAGCCGCCACCAUGAGCAAAAGGAACCAAGUCUCGUACGUGAAGCCGGCCGAGCCCGCCUUCUUGAGCCGCUUCAAGGAGCGAAUCGGCUACCGAGAGGGGCCUACGGUGGACACCAAGAGAGAGCAGCUCCCAGCUCCUGGUGAUGAUGAUGAUGAUGAUAGGAGUGACAAGGAGGAUGAACAGCCAGAGGUGGUCGUAUUGAAAAAGGGGGAUCUGACUGCAGAAGAAGUGAUGAAGAUCAAAAAGGAGAUUAAAGAGAGUUCCAAAGACACAGAUGCUGAUCCUGGAGAUGGGAAGAUAGUGUUCCGGAAACCUUCAAAGCGGUUGUCAGAUGAGAAGUAUUCUGGUUUGACGGCCACAUCAAGUAAGAAGAAAAAAGAGACAAAGAGAAAUUCUCCAGCCUCCCAGAAUACAACUAAGCAAGUGAAAAAUAGCAGCUUGCUUUCAUUUGAUGAAGAAGAAAGUGAUGAUUAGGAAUAGUGUACAUUUAGGUACAGUUUUACUGAGAGGCAAAAAGUCAGAUGGAGUGCAACAUGACAGCAGAAACACAGAGUUUAACUCCUAAAACUUUUAAAAUCCACAUCUGUAGUUGUGCAAUGAAAGUUUGAACAAAAGCUUGUCAAAAAUAAAAUUCUUGCAAUUAUAUUUUUAAUAUCUGUAUAGCUGGCAGAGUGCAUUAAAUUUAUUUGCCAACGAUUUCAUUCUUUUUAUAUCACCAAGAACUUAUUUACUAAAGUUGUAUCUAUACAUACAUUUCUGCCUAUUUAUACCUGGUUUCCCUAACAUAGGAGUAUAAAUUCUGCCUGCCAUGGACUGAAAAUGUAAAAUGUUACUCUGGCAAAGUUUUCUGUUGCAUCUCAAAAGACAGAAAGAAUUGCUGGGAUUGUGAUCACACUGAGUAUAUUGAUUUCAAAAGAGAAACCCCUGCUGCAGAGUUUCCUUUGGUGGAAAAAUGUUUGGAAGUUCAGUGUGUUCUGUAACCAAGAAUGGAUUGUGUGUUGCUACAAAACAUGUAGCAGGAUUAACAAUGUAAAGCUUCAUCAAGGAGCUGAUCUGAAGUUGCUGUGUGCAACAGCUGUUUUUAGUAUAGCUGAUAUUUUAAUGCCAUGAUUAAAUGACUGUGAAAUUA
Molecule: messenger RNA, 1210 nt
Organism: Varanus komodoensis (Komodo dragon)
Lineage: Eukaryota; Metazoa; Chordata; Lepidosauria; Squamata; Varanidae
Product: KIAA1143 ortholog
Exons: 3
Coding region: 91-555 (154 amino acids)
Source: RefSeq, a predicted model, not a curated record